GCAUCCGGGUCCCGCUUGGCCGAGUCUUCAGCGCACCUGAAGCCGAGGCGAGAGCGGACCUACGAAGUUUGUCAGCUCCGGGACGCCAUAGAGGCUUUUGCCCGGGCCGGGCUCAGCCCAGGAGACCCCGAUGGCCGCGGUGUUUCUGGUGACGCUCUACGAGUACUCGCCGCUCUUCUACAUCGCGGUGGUCUUUACCUGCUUCAUCGUCACCACCGGCCUGGUACUAGGAUGGUUUGGUUGGGAUGUUCCAGUAAUUCUGAGAAAUUCAGAAGAGACCCAGUUCAGCACAAGAGUUUUCAAAAAACAAAUGAAACAAGUCAAGAACCCUUUCGGCUUAGAGAUCACUAACCCAGCCACAGCUUCAGUAACAACCGGCAUAACCUUGACAACAGAUUGCCUUGAAGACAGUUGCCUUACCUGCUACUGGGGGUGCAGUGUCCAAAAAUUAUAUGAAGCGCUACAGAAACACAUCUAUUGCUUCAGAAUAGCCACCCCCCAAGCACUGGAAGAUGCUCUGUAUAGCGAAUAUCUCUACCGGGAGCAGCAUUUUAUUAAAAAGGACAGCAAAGAAGAAAUUUAUUGCCAGCUACCAAGAGAUGCUAAAAUCGAAGACUUUGGUGCAGUUCCCAGAUCUUGCUAUCCAUUGGUAGCACUGUUGACUUUAGCUGAUGAGCAUGACCGGGAAGUUUACGAUAUUAUUUCCAUGGUAUCAAUAAUUCACAUUCCUGAUAAGACUUAUAAACUUCCCUGCAGAAUUUUGUAUCAAUAUUUACUGCUGGCUCAAGGUCAACUUCAUGAUCUUAAGCAACUUUUCAUGUCUGCAAAUAGUAAUUGCACUCCCUCCAGUAGUCCCUCUCCAGAAGAAAGGAAUGCAGACCGGAGCCUUUUGGAGAAGGCAGGACUGUCUGAAAGUGAAGUGGAGCCCGUGGAGGAGAACAGCAAGGACUGUGUGGUAUGCCAGAACGGGAGUGUGAACUGGGUGCUCCUGCCCUGCCGGCAUGCCUGCCUGUGCGACAGCUGUGUGAGAUACUUCCAGCAGUGCCCGAUGUGCCGGCAGUUUGUGCAGGAAUCCUUUGCACUUUGCAGUCAGAGAGAACAAGAUAAGGACAAACUGAAAACUCUUUGAAGAUGUUACAAUGGAAAGUACACUUUCUACUUAAGAUGCAAAACUUGGUGUCCUUAGAAUUAAUCCUAACACAGAAUCUACAGUAUUGACUAUUGAAGAGAAUUCUGUUUUCACUUCAUAUUUGUACAUACAUGGAGGUGAAAAUUAAUUCUUCCUUACUGCUCAGUAUGGUAAACACUGGAAUACUAUGUUGACCCAUGAAAUUUCAUUCAACUCAAUUCUUGAGAAGAAUGUAAAUGCUUUGCUUCUUACCAGCUACAAGAUUUCAUGUAGUGUUGAUGAGAAUCAUUUUGAAAAGCCAUCCAUCUGAAAUUCCAGGAGGUAUAAGUCUCAAGACGGCCAAAAGUUUUCCUUCUUAAUGUAAUCUGGAGUGAAGUUAGGAAAAAACUGAAUUCUUCUUAAAGUAAUUAUAUGUCCCCCAGUUUAUAAAGGAGUUAGACAGGGACUUUUUACCUUCAACUGUCUCCUGAAAUACAUUUUUAUAAGUAUCCAUCUGUUUGGUUUAGAAUUUUCCUUAUCAUCAUAGUUACAUAAACAUAAGUUUAAAGUUUUAAAUGUAGGCUCUUAAAUCAUAAACACAAGGUACAGUUCUUGAUGGUUCCCAGUGUGUCAUAGAUUAAGAAUGAUUUACAUCUACAGAAGCAGACACGUAAAACCUGGAUAAUAAAGUUCCAUGGAUAAUUACA
This is a messenger RNA of Nannospalax galili (Upper Galilee mountains blind mole rat), 1815 nucleotides long. It is a transcript of the gene Cgrrf1, whose product is annotated as cell growth regulator with ring finger domain 1. The record is from RefSeq and is a predicted model, not a curated record. The transcript has 6 exons. Bases 131 to 1129 code for a protein of 332 amino acids. Lineage: Eukaryota; Metazoa; Chordata; Mammalia; Rodentia; Spalacidae. Gene Ontology annotation, biological process: negative regulation of cell growth.